Molecule: messenger RNA, 1314 nt
Organism: Acanthocheilonema viteae
Lineage: Eukaryota; Metazoa; Nematoda; Chromadorea; Rhabditida; Onchocercidae
Source: the annotation of a GenBank genome assembly
AUGAAAAGAGCAGCUCUAGGUAUCAAUUUACCGGAAGUGAUGGAUGACCCAUUGGUGGCUAAUAAAGUGAAUAAGACUUCCUGGGCUGUUAUCAGCGGGGUGGUAUGUGCGGCUGUGGUCAUUGCCUGUCUUGUUGGUGCUGCUGCUGUUUUUAUCAGUAGAAGACAACGGAAGCGCAAGGCUGUUUUGAAUGCGAACGUUGGAGAGUUGGCUAGUAUGCAAAUAUUUGCUGAUGAUAGUGAUAAUAAUGAGGAACUCCCAGGAAUGAUCUGUACGCCAGGACGGAAAUCAUCCACCAAUGUGGUCCAUACAGAUCGUACAGAUACUAUCGUCCCGGCACAACUUACACUUCUGGAACAAAAUACCCUGCUACAUACAAUGAAACAAAGUGGUCGACUGAAAGCAGUAUUGAAAGGAAAAAAGCCACCAAAAAUCACACGUGUGAUAACUUAUGCAACAUCCGAUGAUAUAACUAAUGCUGAUCGUUCUGCAAAAGAUGAUAACGCUUGCAAACGAGAAUUAGAUAAUUUAAUAGUUUCGGAAGAACUUGAUGAUGAUUUAUUGAUGAAGUUGAUUAGAAAUGGUCCAAAACAAUUUUCGUUCAAAUUUGAAGAAAUCAGAGAAAUUCUUCUCCAAGGAGCACAAGUGUUUCUUGAAGAGCCAACAUUAUUGGAGGUCCCAUUACCCUGCGUGGUUUAUGGUGACAUACAUGGUCAAUAUAGUGAUUUACAUCGAUGGUUUAACUUAAAUGGAUGGCCAAGUCAAGUACGUAGCGUGUUUUUAGGUGAUUUCGUUGAUCGCGGCUCGCAUGGCAUCGAAGUGGUUGCAUUACUUACUGCACUUAAAGUUCGUUUCCCGAAAAAUAUUUUUUUGUGUCGUGGUAAUCAUGAGGAAGAGUCGCUGAAUCGUGCAUAUUCAUUCUAUGAAGAAGUUUGCGUCAGAUUUUCUGAAAAUCUCGAUGGUAGAGAUGGUCGAGCGUUAUAUCCUUACUUUCGAAUUUUAUUCAAUAAUUUACCAUUGGCUGUACUUAUUGGAGGUCGCAUUCUUGGGAUGCAUGGUGGCAUUGGUCCAAAACUUACUUCACUUCAGGCAAUCCGAGAAAUUCGACGGCCUUUGGAGGAAUUCGAGGUUGGAUCACUGCAGUGUGAUUUGGUGUGGUCGGAUCCGGAUACAUCACCAGAUCAUACUGGUUUCCGAAGUAAUUUUGAACGUGAACCACUCUAUGGCAUUGGACAAUUAUUUGCUUCCGAUACAAUACAAAAUCUUUGCAAGAAGCUGGGUAUUGAUAUGCUGAUCCGUGGACAUCAGGCUUAG